Lasiodiplodia theobromae is the source of this 378-nucleotide messenger RNA. RefSeq lists its product as uncharacterized. The transcript has a single exon. Bases 1 to 378 code for a protein of 125 amino acids. The record is from RefSeq and is a predicted model, not a curated record. Lineage: Eukaryota; Fungi; Ascomycota; Dothideomycetes; Botryosphaeriales; Botryosphaeriaceae.
AUGCCUUCUCACAAGCGAGGUAAGUCGGCUCCGAUGAUCAUGGACCAACAACCACUAAAGAGACAGGAACCGAUCCCCUUCCCUCUUACGGUUUUCCUCCUCUUCAGCCUCCGUGUCGUUUACAACCUUACCUCCACGACUCCUAGGCCCCUCGUCAUCUUCGGCAGCCUUGUCUCUGCAUUCUUCGAACUCAGAGAUGGCGAUGAGACGGACGAAGUAUAUGUCAAGAAGCCGUGGCAGUUGUUCGAGCUCCCUGAGUACCGCAGCCUACUCGUGACCAAGCUCGGCAAAUGCUGGUCACGGGCAAUCGCCUUUGAUAUGGACGAUAUGGAGGAUCUCUUCGACAAUCUCUGCGACCUGAUGAUGACCCGCCUUUGA